GGUUAGGCGGUGUGGCGAGUGCGGUCCGACUGUGGUUGUGUUGCAGGUCUGCUUGUGUUCACAACGACACGCUCCAGGCGCCUUUUCUCGCCCUUACGGUUGUGGAGCGAUGGGAAUUUGGGAGAAAUGGCAGUGAAACACAUCGGCCGAGCACUGCUGUCCCUGCUGGGGCUGCUGGCUGUCGCUAAUGCCCUGCGUUGUAACUGCACAACCUGCGAGAAGACGGGCUACGAGUGCGAGACGGAUGGCGCCUGCAUGGCCUCCACGUACACCAUCCAGGGGAAGGAGCAGCAUGUUCGCAUCUGCAUCAACCGGGACAACCUGGUUCCGCCCGGACAACCUUUCUACUGUCUGAGCGCCGAGGGUCUCCUCAACACUCACUGCUGCUACGUGGAUUACUGCAAUAGUAUCGACCUGAAGGUUCCUGUUCCCACCAAGGAGGACCUUGCAGGCGUGGGCGGCUCCUGGGGCCCCGUGGAGCUGGUGGCGGUCAUCGCCGGGCCAGUCUUUCUUCUGUGCGUGCUGCUGAUGGUCGCCGUAUUCCUGUUCCAGUAUCAUCAGAGGGCCUACAGUCACAGGCAGAGGCUGGAGGUGGAGGACCCCUCCUGCGAUCAUCUGUACUUGGCCAAGGACAAGACCUUGCAGGACCUCAUCUAUGACAUGUCUACCUCCGGAUCGGGCUCCGGCCUGCCCCUGUUUGUGCAGCGCACCGUGGCCAGGACCAUCGUGCUGCUGGAGAUCAUAGGAAAGGGUCGCUUUGGCGAGGUGUGGCGAGGCAAGUGGCGCGGAGGGGACGUGGCGGUGAAGAUCUUCUCAUCCAGGGAGGAACGCUCCUGGUUCAGAGAAGCCGAGAUCUACCAGACCAUCAUGCUGCGCCAUGAGAACAUCCUGGGAUUCAUUGCAGCUGAUAAUAAAGACAACGGCACGUGGACCCAGCUGUGGCUGGUGUCGGACUAUCACGAGCACGGCUCGCUCUUCGACUACCUGAACCGCUACUCGGUAACCAUCGAGGGCAUGAUCAAGCUGGCGCUGUCGGCCGCUAGCGGGCUGGCGCAUCUGCACAUGGAGAUCCUGGGCACUCAGGGCAAGCCUGGCAUCGCUCACCGUGACCUCAAGUCGAAAAACAUCCUGGUGAAGAAAAACGGCAUGUGUGCCAUCGCCGACCUCGGCCUGGCCGUCCGCCACGAGUCCAUCACGGACACCAUCGAUAUCGCUCCGAACCAGCGUGUGGGCACCAAGAGGUACAUGGCUCCAGAAGUGUUGGAUGAAACCAUCAACAUGAAACACUUUGACUCCUUCAAGUGUGCCGACAUCUACGCUCUUGGCCUGGUCUACUGGGAGAUAGCACGCCGUUGCAAUGCAGGAGGCAUCCACGAGGAGUACCAGCUGCCCUACUAUGACCUGGUGCCCUCCGACCCGUCCAUCGAGGAGAUGAGGAAGGUGGUGUGCGACCAGAAGCUGCGGCCCAACGUGCCCAACUGGUGGCAGAGCUACGAGUCCCUGCGUGUGAUGGGCAAGAUCAUGAGGGAGUGUUGGUACGCUAACGGGGCGGCCCGACUCACCGCCCUACGCAUCAAGAAGACUCUGUCCCAGCUCAGCGUGGAGGAGGACAUCAAGAUGUGAGAGGCCCAAAACGGAGCCGGAGACGCACAACCGCGCCCCCUUCCCCGCUGCUCUCCUCCUCGACCCCCAGACCCUCCAGAACCCCCAAACCCCCCAGGAAAGAAACACUCAAGACUGGAAAUGCAAGAAGCCCUGCCAGUUUUUAAAGCCACACUCCAAGUUGUGACAUGGCCUACCUCACCUUUUUAGCCAAAACUACUGAGACUACACCCCAGCCCCCCCCCCCCGCCACCUUGUCGUCCUUGUGUCAACCCCCCCAUUCCCCCCCCCCAUCGCCGUCCGUCUUCAUGGGCCACAGCGCCACCACUGUAAAUAUCACCUGACCUUUUGUACUUUCAUCUCCUUUGGCAGGAACUACUAUUGUACAGGGCCACGCCCCUUUUUCAGCAGCAGGUCAACCUUCUUUGGGAAUGGCUGGGAACGUUUGGAGAAACCAUGUUUGUAGUCACGGCUCACAGGACUACAAACAUGGCAUCUUGCUCAAGCAAUUGGACUAAAAACUCAGACUGUGACAGUUGUAGCUUCCUCUGUGAAUCCCGCAGGGAACCACUGGACCGCACGCACACACACACACAUAUACACACACACACACACACACACACACACACACUCCACUUCCUGCAGGGAACAUGUCUGGAUGUUAAUUUAUUUUAACUUAUUUCAUGUGGACGAACACUGAGAUGAAAGUUGAAAGGAAAGGUGAAGUCGGGUGUCUCAAAUGUUUUUUAUGUGUUCCUGUUACGUUGCCCCCCCCCCCCCCCCCAUGAUGACGUUAGACACUACUGAUGAUGAUGAUGAUGAUGGUUACCUAUGAUUUAAUGAUUUUAAACACCCUUUUUGAUGUGACUUUUUGGUACUUUUAGACCGCGUGUGUUUUGUGUUUUUAAACUGUGCCAGAAAACGACAAAAUGUUUUUGUUGUUCCUCCUCGUUGGUACUACUGACCCCCACGUUUGCUGCGACUCCUCGUCCCGUCUACUUUUAUUGUUGAACUGCAGAUGAGGAAACAUCUCCCUCUCGUCGACACUGGAAUAUUGCAAACCCAAGCCUGAUGUCAUUUGUAGUUCCUGCCAUUUUUUUUUUUUUUACCCUAAAAGAACGAGGCAGCAUUUUGUCGUAGGUCGUCAUGGAAGUCCGAUGUUUUUUACGUUGGCCACAUCGAAGUGUUCCAAUGCUUGAUCAGGUAUUUAAUGUGUCCAUGUUUGUCUGUUUUGCAUGCCCCCCCACCCCCAUGAACACCACUGUCAUGUGACCGAGGAGAACUAAGAGACAUUUGAACCAAACAAUUGCCCCCCCCCCCACCACCACCCUUUUUGUUUGUUGCCAUGGCUGUAAAACCAUUAGACAUUUUACUGUGUAAUAUUUCAAGAUGGAGAAAUCCAUGUUGUGCAAAUGUUUUCAGAAUUAGUGUAUAUAGAUGAUAUACAAUAAAUUCCUUUUUUUCUUAAAAA
This is a messenger RNA of Doryrhamphus excisus (bluestripe pipefish), 3073 nucleotides long. It is a transcript of the gene acvr1ba, whose product is annotated as activin A receptor type 1Ba. Gene Ontology annotation, biological process: cell surface receptor protein serine/threonine kinase signaling pathway; cellular response to growth factor stimulus; protein phosphorylation. NCBI's taxonomy places the organism in Eukaryota, Metazoa, Chordata, Actinopteri, Syngnathiformes, Syngnathidae. Gene Ontology annotation, cellular component: signaling receptor complex; plasma membrane. The record is from RefSeq and is a predicted model, not a curated record. Gene Ontology annotation, molecular function: transmembrane receptor protein serine/threonine kinase activity; ATP binding.